CCGAUAGCCUCUGAAGGCAUCCUAUGCAGACUGCGCAUGCGCGGUGCCCUCCCUCUCUACACUACCUAAAGCGCAGACGCUUCCUUCCGCCGCCAUCCCAGAGCCAGACAGCAACAACCUGCACUAAACAUGAGCUACACACUGGAAGAGAGGGGGAACCUGCACUCCCUGAACUACCGUCUGUUCUUCAAAAAUGCUGAGGGAAAGUACAUCUCACCAUUCCAUGACAUACCAAUGUAUGCAGAUGAGAGUCAGAACAUCUUCAACAUGGUUGUUGAAGUACCAAGGUGGACUAAUGCAAAGAUGGAGAUUGCUACAAAAGAACCCUUGAACCCUGUGAAGCAAGAUGUGAAGAAGGGUAACGUGAGAUACGUUGCCAAUGUGUUCCCACACAAGGGCUACAUAUGGAACUAUGGAGCCAUUCCUCAGACAUGGGAAGAUCCCUCACACAAAGAUGAAGACACUGGCUGCGUCGGUGACAACGACCCCAUCGAUGUCUGUGAGAUCGGCACCAAGGUGUGUUCCCGCGGGGAGGUGAUCAAAGUGAAGGCGCUCGGGAUCCUGGCCAUGAUCGAUGAGGGCGAGACUGAUUGGAAAGUGAUUGUAAUCAACGUGGAGGACCCUGAAGCCAAGGACUUUAACAACAUCAGUGAUGUCCAGCGGCUGAAACCCGGCUACCUGGAGUCCACCGUCGACUGGUUCAGGAUGUACAAAGUGCCCGAUGGGAAACCAGAGAACGAGUUUGCGUUCAACGGCGAGUUUAAGGACAAGGACUUUGCCAUUAAAAUAAUCAAGAACACUCACAUCUUCUGGAAAGACCUCAUUUCCCAAAAGACCGAUGCUGGUGAACUGAACUGCAAAAACAUGUGUGUCUCGCCCAGCGGCAGCCCUUACUUCUGUUCAGCGGACGAGGCUAAAGCUGUGGUUGCCGGGACAAGUCCUCUUAGAAAAGAAGAAACUAUCCCCUCAUCAGUGGAUAAAUGGUUCUACUUCCAGAGGGAGUAAACCAGGAGUGGUUUCGAUUUGAGUAGAGUGAAAGGCUCCUCGUAUAAAUACUUGAUCUUACCAAUGGGAACCAAUGGAAUAACGGGACGUGGAUGUUUUGUUUUGGGCUGUCUGUUUCUGUGUAGAUGGAGAGAUAGUGGUUAGAUACUGUAGAGAAAGAGAGAAAGUAAAAAAAAAAGUACUAAUUUCUUGACCAACAAAUUUCACAUAUUUAAAUCUCUUUUGACACAAGUUGUCAUUAACAACGUAAAGGUGCUGUGCCUUUAGAUACUUGUGCCAUCAUGUAUGAGACUCUGAACUGCUUUAAUAAAGCUUCUCUUUAAAUUAUCA
This is a messenger RNA of Trematomus bernacchii (emerald rockcod), 1335 nucleotides long. RefSeq names its product inorganic pyrophosphatase 1b (gene ppa1b). Gene Ontology annotation, molecular function: inorganic diphosphate phosphatase activity; magnesium ion binding. The record is from RefSeq and is a predicted model, not a curated record. Gene Ontology annotation, cellular component: cytoplasm. The transcript has 11 exons. The coding region runs from base 130 to 1005 and encodes 291 amino acids. Gene Ontology annotation, biological process: phosphate-containing compound metabolic process. Lineage: Eukaryota; Metazoa; Chordata; Actinopteri; Perciformes; Nototheniidae.